AUGACUACGCAAUUGAAACUAAAGGGGCUGAAUAAUGGUCAUUAUAAAUACAAUGCAGAUGGAAUCAUAAAAGAUAACCAAAGCGAUCUCGAAAUUCUCUUAACUGAGGUAUCAUCAGCAUUUGGAAGUAACGAAGUUGGAAAAAUUAGCUUUGAUCAUUACAAAGCAAUGUUUGGCCAGCUUUCCAUGUUACGAACAGUAGCCCAUAUAUAUGAGUAUGCUUCGUUUAAUACAUUUAAAAAGCUUAAAGUACAUUUUCUCCAUGGACACGGAACCGCAAUUCGCCAUUGGUCGAUGUCUGUCCAGUCACCAGGUAUAUUCGUGAUGAAUAAAGAACAAAAGGUCGAGGUACCGGUGAAAUUUGCUCAAAAAGAUUUGUACUUGCUGGAGUUUAUUGAAUUUUACAAAAGUCUUGCCUUGGCACUUGAGGAUACCACGGAAAUACUUACACAACUAAAACAAGAACAUAAAGAAGUGAAAUCAAGUAAUACGAAUUGCAAAAGCCUUUUGGGUAGCAUUGAUCCGGUCAUAAUAAGGCUCAAUGAAGGAAAACAUUUGGGAAUUGUUGCUGAUGAAGGCCCAAUGAGUGUACCUCCUAGUCCUGACCGUGAUCAAAAGAAUUAG
Messenger RNA from Zychaea mexicana, 624 nucleotides. RefSeq lists its product as uncharacterized. NCBI's taxonomy places the organism in Eukaryota, Fungi, Mucoromycota, Mucoromycetes, Mucorales, Lichtheimiaceae. The transcript is spliced from 3 exons. The record is from RefSeq and is a predicted model, not a curated record. The coding region runs from base 1 to 624 and encodes 207 amino acids.